Messenger RNA from Marchantia polymorpha subsp. ruderalis, 1827 nucleotides. NCBI's taxonomy places the organism in Eukaryota, Viridiplantae, Streptophyta, Marchantiopsida, Marchantiales, Marchantiaceae. The record is from the annotation of a GenBank genome assembly.
GGCUCUCCCGCAAGAAGAGCUCGCUUGUCAUCCGAGGACGCAUCCGUCUUUCUUUCGCCUUUUUGUGGAGCGGCCUUCAAGUCCGCACCCCACCAUCUCACCAGUUUCCUUCCAAUCUCUUCUUCCAUUCACUCUACUGCCCACUGUUUCUACCGUCCUCUUCCUCUUGCUCAUCUCCUGCUGCCUCCUUGCCCGCUUUCUUUUGUUGCUGCUGCCUCCCGGCCUUCUGCCUGCUUGCGCUGCUGCUCCCUUCUUCUUCCCGGUUGGUAUUUGUGUCCAGUUGCGCUGUGGGUUCUGCGGUGGAAGUGCUUCAGAUCGACCCGUGCUGGUUGAGAUACUUUGGUUUCAUAAGAAUUGGAUUGUCCGAGGAGGAGGAAGCCGAAGUGUAAGUGAUUACUUGAGUGUCGUCGUUGUGGUGUAGAGGAGUGGUUGGAUUUAUUCGGAAGGACGGAGGGAGGAAUUAGGAAGGCAAAAGGCUGUUUCUGCAAGCAGGCCUGAGCGGGGGAGUCGAAGAGCUGAUCUGAAGCGAGAGGAGGGGCCGAUCAACCUUGUGGAGGCGCAUUUUGGUGCGAAAAGGCGGGGAUAUCCAUCGAUUGAUCAUCCCAGGUCGUUAAGGAAGAACUGGAAGCUAGGAGGGGGAGCAAGAUGAUGUCAUCCGCCCAGUUACGGCUGAUGUCAGAUUUGAAGGCUAUCCGACAAGAGCCUCCAGAGGGAUGCAGUGCAAGUCCAUACGGUGAAGAAAACUUGUUCGUUUGGGGUGCGACAAUUUUUGGCCCGGAUGAAACUCCAUGGGAAGGUGGAAUCUUUUCUUUGAGAUUGAUAUUCGGGGAGCACUACCCUGAGAAGCCACCUCGUGUGCGGUUCACAUCUGAUGUAUUCCACCCGAAUGUGUACAGCGAUGGGACCCUCUGCAUGGAUAUUAUACAAGAUGCUUGGUCACCAUGUCAUAACAUCUGUACCAUUCUUACAUCCAUCCAGUCCCUUUUGACAGACCCCAAUCCCGCCAGUCCGGCGAAUCCGGAAGCCGCAUCAUUAUACCAGAAUGACAUUCUUGCUUACAACAGGAAAGUGCGCCUAUGCGUUCGAAAGUCCUUGGAAUGUGCAUCAUGACGACCUUGCCCAUUAAAUUUGGUGCUCUUGUUGCGGAAGCUUGUCAAGUUACCGCGCUAGACAUUGCGUUCCUACAGUACUGACUUUUGCGCUUUUGUAAGAUUUUCACGUUUGGAAGCCCCCCAGAUAUUUGACAGACAGAUUUGGUAGGCCUUAAGCAGCAGUGAAGUCAGAACUGGGCAGCUGAUAUGGUGGUUGAGGUGGAUUGCCAACUUUGAGAAUCUCCUGUACAGCUUGGAUUGGUGUAGCAAGGUAGUCGUUGAUGGGCUUCACAUGGUAGCCUUUGGUUUGUGCUCAGUGGUUCAGUGCGCAUAACAUAGCUGUAGGCCGAAGCUUGCUAUUUUCAUGUAACAUAUCCAUUUAAUAUUAUGGUCAACUGAGAGGAGACCAGAUCAGACUCAGUGGGACAUUUUACCUUUGGCAUGGCUUGCUAUAUCUACCUUGUCAGGACUGCCCUCUCUUCACCUCGACUCGUUGAGUUUCUCAUUUGCAAAGGAGUGGAAGAAGCGCUCGUAAAAAAAAUCUUCCGGCAAACUACAGCAGGUCGAUACACAUUCAGAUUCGAAACGAGAAACUGUAGUAUCUGUCAGUCUUUGAUCCCAUGUUUGACUUCGCAAACCCUUUUUCCUAGCGGUAGAAAUAGGGAAACGCUCCUGCCCGGUCUGACACCUGGCGACGUCAGCAAAAUUUGCAUGUACAGAGGUCUGUGAUUAUAUU